Messenger RNA from Panicum virgatum (switchgrass), 1253 nucleotides. RefSeq lists its product as uncharacterized. The record is from RefSeq and is a predicted model, not a curated record. Bases 24 to 1253 code for a protein of 409 amino acids. Lineage: Eukaryota; Viridiplantae; Streptophyta; Magnoliopsida; Poales; Poaceae. The transcript is spliced from 2 exons. Gene Ontology annotation, biological process: defense response to fungus. Gene Ontology annotation, cellular component: nucleus.
CGCGGCGGCGGCGGCGAGGAGCGAUGAGGAUCAGGAAAGGGAGCCAGGUGGAGGUGUGGACGCAGGAGGCGGGGUUGCCGGUGGGUGCGUGGCGCGUCGGGGAGGUCACCUGGGGCAACGGCCACUCGUACACCCUGCGGUGGCACGACGGCGGCGGCGAGGUGUCCGGCCGCAUCUCGAGGAAGUCGGUCCGGCCGCGCCCGCCGCCCGCCCCGGUGCCGCGGGACCUGGACGCCGGGGACAUGGUCGAGGUGUUCGACGACGACGACUGCCUGUGGAAGUGCGCCGAGGUCCGCGGCCCCGCCGCCGGCGCCGACCGCCGGUUCGACGUCAAGAUUGUCGGCGCGGCCAAGGUCCUGACGGUCCCGCCGCAGAGGCUCCGCAUCCGGCAGGUUCUCAGGGACGACGACGUCUGGGUCGCGCUCCACAAGGAUAACCAGAUCGCCGUCCCGAGCACGAUGCCGUUUCACGCCAAUGGUGGAGGCGUUGGCAUGGGCGCCGGCAGAUGUAAAGGCUGCUACAAGCCCAUGCUGCCAGGCUCAACACCGCUGUUGCAGAAGAGGAGCUUCGGCCUGUUGGGUUCUAAGACAAUACCCAAUGGCAAGAGAUUUGAGGGCACCACCAAGAGGCCUUGUGCCAAGGAAGAGCCCAGAUAUGAAGCAGAAGUGAUUGUCCCAAACGUGUGCCUGAACAAGCAGGUUGAUAUGAGCACCGAAGAUUGUGAUGUGGUUACAGCAGGCAGUAAUUCCGAUGACGACCACCAGCAGCAGCAGAAGCAGCAGAACAAGGUGGACUCCGAAGCUGAAAGCGAUAGUGAGUCUGACUCAUCCUUGGAUGGCAGCAGCAGUAGCAGCAGUAACAGCGACAGCAGAACCAGGAGCAUGGAAGCCGGUGAGGAUUGCAAGGCAGCUCAUGCAAGCAGGCCUUGUAACGAUCAGAAGGCCGGUCAGCUGCAACCAAGCGAGAAAGAACAUUGUGACAGCGUGGCUGAAUCACGUGGUAUUAUCAAACGCGAGAGCGAGACCCUGAACGAUCAGAAGGCGACGGUGCAGGAACACAUCCACAAUCUGGAGCUGGAGGCCUACAGUAAUCUGAUGAAGGCGUUCCAUGCAUGCGGCAAAGCGCUGAGCUGGGAGAAGGUGGAACUGCUCAGUGACCUCCGUACGCAUCUCCAUAUCACAAACGAUGAACACCUGCAGGUGCUCAAUGUGAUCUUGAAGCGCAAGGGGAGAUUUGCAGGAUCUCAAUUCUGA